AUGAAUUGCACUCGCCAUAUUCAAUUUCCAAUAACAUCUAUAUGUAUUGCCCCUCACUAAUGUUAAUGCAAAAGAAAACUUUGCAUUGAUUGCCAAUAUGAACACGGAGUUGAUAUUAGAUAUACAGUUCCGACUCAUAGAUUUCAAGAAAUGGUUUUAAAGUAAAUAAAAGAAUCUAAGAUUGAUCAAAAUUCUGAUUUCACCGAAUAAAGAAAGAAUUUUUUAAUGAUUCUCUCUCAAACUGAAAAUAUGCUGAAGAAAAUUUGGCAACAACUAUAAGAAUCGAUCAAAAAAAUAUAUGAUACAAUUGAAACAUAGGAUGAAUCAUAUUUGAAAAUCAUGAACACCAAUUUCAAUCCUACAGAUUUGUCAAAUACUGACUUAGAGAUAUUAGUAUAAAUUGUAUAAGGAAAAACUUUAAAUGAAUGGAAAGCUCAGAAGGAUUCUUAUUUGUAGAAGUUAUAAAAGAUAAAGGAUUGUUUGGAGAAAGAAAUUAAGGCUUCUAAUGGAAAAUUGAAGAAAGAAAUUAAAGAAAAAUCAUAAUUAAAUGAAAUGAAAUCUCAAUCUUCUUUCAAUCUUAAAUAAUUUACUUAUUAGAUAAUUUAAGCUAAUUCUAUUAAAUAACAAGAAUCUUGUUGGGCAAUUGCUGUUAAUAAAGAUUGCUCAAUUGUAGCAACUGUAUGUAAUACUCUAAUUAAAAUAUAUGAAUUCAAAUAAGGAAUUUUGAAAUUAAAUCAAAUUUUAAAUUAACAUCAAAGUGAAGUGACUAUUUUAAAUUUUAUGAAAUAAUCAAAUUAAUUAAUUUCUGCAGAUUCAGGAUCUAUUUUGAUUUGGUCAUAUAAUUAUAAUUCAUGGAUUUGCUCAUAAAUUAUUAAAGGUUAUAGUGAUUGCUUUAGAUGCAUAAUAUUGAAUAAUAAUGAAGAUCUUUUUAUAUCCAGUAGUAAUGAUAAUACUAUUAAGUUUUGGGUUAAAAAGAAUGAAUGGACCUGUUAAUAAAUAAUUACAGAUCAUAGUAGUUGUGUCCAUCAACUAAGUUUAAAUAAAUCACAAAAUCAAGUUAUAUCUUGUGGAAAUGAUAAAUUGAUAUUAGUAAUAGAGUAAUAGCUACCUCAAAAAAAUUGGAUUGUUAAGUAAAAAAUAAAAAUUGAUUGUUAAGGAUGUCGAUUAUGCUUUAUCAACGAUAAUCUAUUCACAUUUCAACCUAUGUCUGGAAAUUUGAUGUAUGUUUAUGAGAUGAGUAGUGCAAGUUAAUAAUUCUAUAAAUCAAAAGAUACUAUUAUAAAUCAAGGAAAUGAAGUGUUUGUAUUAUUUCCAUAAUAAUUUAUUAAAUAAAAAUAAUUACUUAUGAAUAAGCAUGAUAAAUAUGUACAUUUAAUAAGAUAUACCGAAAAUGCUGAAUUUAAAGUUGAGUAAUCUAUUCAAUUUGGUACAAAUUAUUUAUUUGGGUAAUUGAGUGAUGAUGGAGAAUAUUUAAUUACUUGGGAUGAGUAAUCAUAUCAAAUAUAAAUAAGGAGAUUUAAAGAAAUAUGA
Molecule: messenger RNA, 1530 nt
Organism: Paramecium pentaurelia
Lineage: Eukaryota; Ciliophora; Oligohymenophorea; Peniculida; Parameciidae
Source: the annotation of a GenBank genome assembly